CCUCUGUGUUUUGUUUGGUUGCCGUUAGCAGCAAGAUGGCGGCUCCCGUCCCGGUGCUCAGCCCCUGCGCUCUGCAUAUUUAACUGCGGCUCUCAGCCUUCACGGUGCCCCCUCACUGCUGCAUGGAGUGGCCGAGCAGCGCACCCAUUUACCCGCAGCUUUAUCUCUGUUUCUGCUGCUUUCUGUCAGGCUGAGCAGCUACCGGCGGCUGACUACCGACUCUGCACUGCAUUCACCGGGAGAAGAUGGCGGACUGUCGGCUGCAGUCUCUGGGAUAGCGAAUUCCGCACCGGUCCCCGUUGGAACCACAGAGAAGCGUUAAGUGACAGAACCUGCCCGCAGGAACUCUUAUGUGAUCCCGGUAGAAGAGGCUACAUAGCUUCUAUCAAAUUAGCCGGCUAGUUAGCCACAGUAGCUAGUUAGCCGAUGCUACCCUGAGCUGACGCUAACGAACCGCCGGAGACAUAAACUUUUCGACAGAACUUGGAUUUUUCUUCCUCUGACUGAGGACCUGGAGUCUCUGACAGCAGCGUCAUGGCAGCUGAACCCGCGGUGCUGCAGCCCCGCUGGAAGCGCGUCCUAGGAUGGACCGGCCCGGUGCCGCGGCCCCGGCACGGACACCGAGCCGUGACGAUCAAGGAGCUGAUGGUGGUGUUCGGCGGAGGAAACGAGGGGAUCGUGGACGAACUGCACGUCUACAACACAGCCACCAACCAGUGGUUCAUCCCUGCAGUGCGAGGUGACGUCCCCCCCGGCUGUGCCGCCUACGGCUUUGCGUGUGACGGGACGAGGCUGCUGGUGUUUGGAGGGAUGGUGGAGUAUGGCAAAUACAGCAGCGACCUGUACGAACUGCAGGCGAGUCGCUGGGAGUGGAAGCGUCUGAAGGCCAAGCCCCCGAAAAACGGUCCCCCCCCCUGCCCCCGCCUCGGGCACAGCUUCUCUCUGAUUGGCAGCUGCUGUUACUUGUUUGGAGGACUGGCCAAUGACAGUGAAGACCCCAAAAACAACAUCCCGAGGUAUCUUAACGACCUGUACAGUCUGGAGCUGCGUCCUGGCUCCAGCGUGGUUGGCUGGGAGAUCCCGCCCACGUCCGGUCCGCCGCCGCCGCCCAGAGAGAGCCACACGGCGGUGGUGACGAGCGGCCGCGCUGCCAACAGACUGAUCAUCUACGGAGGGAUGAGUGGCUGCAGGCUGGGAGACCUGUGGGUGCUGGACACAGAAUCUCUGACGUGGAGUAAACCGGCGCUCCAUGGGACCGCCCCCCUCCCCCGCAGCCUGCACUCUGCCACCGCCAUCAACAACAAGAUGUAUGUGUUUGGAGGUUGGGUUCCUCUGGUGAUGGAUGACGUUGAAGUGGAGAGUCAUGAGAAGGAGUGGAAGUGCACCAACACACUGGCCUGCCUCAACCUGGACUCGAUGUGUUGGGAGACGGUCCUGAUGGACAGUCUGGAGGACAGUGUCCCCAGAGCUCGAGCCGGUCACUGCAGCGUGUCCAUCAACUCCAGACUUUACAUCUGGAGCGGCAGGGACGGGUACAGGAAGGCCUGGAACAACCAGGUGUGCUGCAAGGACCUCUGGUACCUGGAGACAGAGCGUCCCUGCGCUCCCUCCCGGGUGCAGCUGGUCCGGGCCAACACGUCGUCUCUGGAGGUGAGCUGGGGGCCGUCACAGACCGCAGAGACUUACCUGCUGCAGCUGCAGAAGUACGACAUCCCCACCACACCUGCCUCCAGCCCCGCUCCAAAGAGCCCCGCCCCCAUCGCCACAACAGCGCUGUCCGGCAUCUCGCUGCUUCCCUCCGCCUCCGUACUUGGAAGCCCAUUGGCUGCUGCCACCAAAGCACCAGCUGUCCUGAAGGUGGCAGCAGCGGGCGGAGCCUCCGUCGUCACAGUAAGACAGGCCACGCCCAAACCCCCGGCCCCUGUGACAACAUUUCCUGCUGGUGUUCGUAUGGUUGUACCUGCUCAGGCGGGACAGGUGACGCCAAUAGGAAGCAGUUCUCAGAUGAGCGGCAUGGCGGCGCUGGCGGCAGCGGCCGCAGCAACUCAGAAGAUGCCUCCGUCCACAGCGACGGUGCUGAACGUCCCAGUUACAAUGGUGAGCACCCCCGCCACUCGUAUCCUGAAGACUGCGGCUGCUCAGGUGGGCGGGGCCUCUGUAGUCUCCUCCCCCGGGACCCCUGGCCGACCAAUCAUCACGGUGCACAAGUCAGGCACUGUGACUGUGUCCCCACAGGCUCAGGUGGUCACUACAGUGAUGGGCGGAGUCACAAAGACCAUCACUCUUGUGAACAGCCCGCUCGGGGUGGGAGGGGGCGGAGCUCUGAUCGGGAACCUGGGGAACCUGGGGAACCUGGGGAAGAUGAUGUCAGUGGUUCAGAGCGGGGGCCGCCCGGUGACCCAGAUCCUCCAGGCGAAGGGUGGCCUCCCAGCAGGAACCAUCUUGAAGUUGGUGACGUCGGCAGACGGUAAACAGACUACCAUCCUCAGCACCGCGCAGUCCGGAUCCACAACCUCCAAACCUGGAACCACCUUCAUCAAGACUAUCCCAGUGUCCGCACUGCAGGGGGGGGCAGGUGCCAACAGUCCAAUCAGGAUCCUGACCACCAAGAUGAUGACGGCAGGUACGACCGGGAACAUCCUCACCUCCGUCCCCAAAAUCACUGCCGGCCAGCAGGGGCUCACACAGGUGGUGCUGAAAGGAGCCCCUGGGACACCUGGUACGAUCGUCAGGACCGUCCCCAUGGGUGGGAUCAGACUGUUGUCACCGGGAGCCGUCGGCUACAAACCCUCCGUCACCACGCUGGUCGUCAAGGGAACCACAGGUGUGUCCAGUCUAGGGACAGGAAGUGUCUCCAGCCCGGUGGCAGGAGGAGCCGUCACCGUUGCUAACGCCUCCCUGACAACGCCCAUCACCACCCUGGCAACCAUGGCCAACAAGGUUACCACGGCAACUGCAAAAGCAGAACCCACACAGGUGACUCUGAUCACGACUCCGAGCGGUGCAGAGGCUCAGCCGCUGGUCCAGGAUCUUCCCGUCACCUUCAUGGCUUCUCCUACUUCAGAAGAACCUGGAAGUACUACAAGUACCACUGCAGGAGGAGAGGCUGCUGCUGCAGUGACGCUGGUCUGCUCCAACCCGCCGUGUGAGACUCACGACACUGGAACGACCAACACCGCCACGGUGGCGUCCGCCAGCAUGAGCCGAGAGCUGCAGCCUCAGUCACAUCCCACCAGUCUGAACGCAGGGAAAACCUGCUCCAAUCCACCGUGUGAGACCCACGAGACAGGAACCACCAACACCGCCACCACCGCUGGAGCCGGAGGAAUCCGACAGGUGUGUUCCAAUCCACCAUGUGAGACGCACGAGACGGGAACAACCACCACCUCUACGACAGCUACAGCUCAGCAGAGUGGAGACGGUCAGCAGGAAGACUCCGCCUCCUCUGACCCCAACCCCUCCACCACAGCCAGUCACAGCAGAGCUGUUACCACGGUUACACAGGCCACACCCACACCCGGGCCAUCCAUACCUGAGAUCUCUUCAUUGGUCGGAGAGGACAGGGCGGAGUCCUCGGAGGCUGUUGCCAUGGUGAUGGUGGCAGCUAAGGAGGUGGAGGAGCCUACACAGAUGUUACAGGUUCAUAUGGAGGGCAGAGGUGCAGCAGCACAGGUGGACACACUUCCUCAGGAGCUGAUGUCAUCAGAAGGGGACGGAGGGGAUGCGGUCUCCGCGGCGACGACUCUGAUGGUAACGGGACUGACCUCGGAUCAGCUGGCUGUUUCCACGGCAACAGAUGCGGCAGCUCAGCAGGCGAGGAUACAGGCUGUGCUGCAGGGACACGUUGGCGGGGGGGCGGUGCAUCAGUCCGGCCCCAUCGUUCUGACCCAGCAGGAACUGGCAGCUCUGGUUCAGCAGCAGCUGCAGGACGUCCACAGACCAGAAGCAGCUCAGCUCAGCGGCGUGCCCACAGAAGGCCUUGCUCCAGCCGACAGCCUGAACGACCCAGCUGCAGAGAGUAACGGGCAACUGCUGACGUCAUCAGCCGUGACGAGCGCCGUGGCUCGAUUGGCCAGUACGUUUGGCCCCGCCCCUCCUCUGGCGGUGGGUGGUGUAAUUAAGAUUCAAGCUGCUGCCACCGAGGCAACCAAUAGCGUCGCAACAGCUGCAGGGAGGGUCCCCGUGACAUCAUCAUUGAAGGACAGUCGGUGGUACGACGUCGGCGUCGUCAAGGUUACCAACAUGGUGGUGUCACAUUACUACAUCCCCAACGACGACAACAUGGCCGACGAUGACUCGGGUGAGACUCCGGACUACAGUCUGAUGAGGAAGGUGGAGCUGCAGCCGGGGACGGCCUAUAAGUUUCGUGUCGCGGGCACAAACAUCUGCGGCCGCGGUGUGUUCUCCGAGGUGUCGGCCUUUAAGACGUGUCUGCCUGGUUUCCCCGGAGCACCGUGCGCUAUCAAGAUCAGCAAGAACGUGGACGGCGCUCAGCUGACCUGGGAGCCUCCUGCCGUCACCUCCGGAAACAUCUCUGAGUACUCUGUGUACCUUGCCAUCCAGUCGAGCCCGGCCUCCUCCGGUUCUGCCCCGGCCCAGCUGGCCUUUAUGAGGGUUUACUGCGGACCGGCCCCGUCCUGCCGGGUCCAGGCCUCCAGCCUCGCCAACGCACACAUUGACCACACCACCAAGCCCGCCAUCAUCUUCCGCAUCGCCGCCCGCAACCAGAAGGGCUACGGGCCGGCCACGCAGGUCCGCUGGCUGCAAGAAAACAGUAAAGAUGCCAAAGCAGCAGCCGUGAAGCGAGCAGCAGCUUCUCCUGACGGGUAACACGUGCUGUUCAUGAAAUGAAACCUGUCGGACCCAAGAAGUUCAGAACCGACCAAUAGGAGCAGCCGACGUUCUGCGGAGCACUGUGAUUGGUCACUGCGGUCUUAAGCUCCGCCCUGCAGUAGGCGGGGCUCUGACAGGAAACUGUCAAAAUAAAAGACUUGUAGGAUAUCUGUACAUUAUCUAACAGCCAAUCAGAACGCUUCUCUUCUUCUGAACGGCAAUGAAAAUAAUAAAGUUUGAAUGUCGAUGUAGCCCCGCCCCCCCCCUGAUGUCACGAUGAAGGUCAAAGGUCACGGUGCUAUCGGGGCGGGGCGGGUGUAAAUUAUUUUUCUUUCUGCAGCAUCAAAAUAUUUAGUUUCUCUUUUUUAUAAGAAAAGUUUUUUCUUCUUCUGCUGAUGGUCAGUUUGUCUGAGCAGGAAGUUGUUUGUGAAUAUUCUCUGAAACAAUAAAGAAUUUUAGAGCAUUUUUUUACCGGC
This is a messenger RNA of Cottoperca gobio, 5309 nucleotides long. RefSeq names its product host cell factor 1-like. Gene Ontology annotation, biological process: chromatin remodeling; regulation of DNA-templated transcription. The transcript has 30 exons. Gene Ontology annotation, molecular function: protein binding; transcription coactivator activity. The coding region runs from base 535 to 4830 and encodes 1431 amino acids. Gene Ontology annotation, cellular component: histone methyltransferase complex. NCBI's taxonomy places the organism in Eukaryota, Metazoa, Chordata, Actinopteri, Perciformes, Bovichtidae. The record is from RefSeq and is a predicted model, not a curated record.